Molecule: messenger RNA, 2388 nt
Organism: Closterium sp. NIES-65
Lineage: Eukaryota; Viridiplantae; Streptophyta; Zygnematophyceae; Desmidiales; Closteriaceae
Source: the annotation of a GenBank genome assembly
AUGUCGUUAAAGGCAUGUCUUGAAAGUCAUGCGGUGGGCGAGCUCGUACGCGCUAAAGGCAUCAUGGUGGACGUGCCGCAUAGUGCACCAGUGCGCGAUGCGCUGCAGCUGAUGCGCAUGCACGGCAUCUCCGCGCUGCCCGUGUGGGCUCCGCCCAACGAGUGGGUGGGCGCGGGGGGUUCCUCCAUCAUGGUCACCGACGGCAGCACCAGCGGAAGCGGAAGCGGAAGCGGGGGCGCAGGGUCAGGGACCGGCGGGUCGGAGGUGGUAGAGGCGAGCGAGGAGCGCGGGGGAGCGGGGGAGAAGGGCGCGGGGGCGGGGGCGAGCGGGGGAGCGGGCGCGGGGAGGGCGCGGAGGCAGUACAUCGGGAUGGUGAGCGUGCUGGACGUGCUGAUGCACUUCGCGCAGUCGUCCGCGCGCGACGACCCCACGUGGGCGCUCGACGUGCCCAUCUCCACCCUCAUUGGCCACUGCCUUGAAGGCCUCUCCUGCUGGACCCUCCCCUUCCACCUCUCAGUGCUGGACUCCUUGGAGCCAAUGAGCAAGGGCGGGCACCGGGUGCUGCAUGUAGAGAGUGCUGGAUUCCUUGGAGCCAAUGAGCAAGGGCGGGCACCGGGUGCUGCAUGUAGAGUGCUCGAUUCCUUGGAGCCAAUGAGCAAGGGCGUGCACCGGGUGCUGCUGCCACUGCCAUCCGCGGACCGCCCCCCCUCGGGCCCCAUCGUGCCGCUCUCCGUGGCCACUCACGGCGGCUUCUCCCGCGGCCUCCUCACCACCGGCUGUGCCCCCGCCUACACCAUCCUGAACCAGGUGGAUCUGAUCAAGUUCAUGCAGAGUCAGGUGGCCUGCAUUCAAUUCAUGCCUGUAUCCGGCCUGUCCUAUCGCCUCCUCUCGCAGGUGGAUCUGAUCAAGUUCAUGAUAGCUGAAGCACAGGCAGAGACAGGUGGGCAGCACCACCACUUCAAGUCCACCAGCAGCAACGGCUCCACCACCGCCACUGCCACACCGUCCUCCUCUUCCGCUCCCCCUGCUGCCACGGGCAGUGGCAAGUCUCUAGCAGAGCUGCUGCAGCUGUCAGUGAAGGAGGCGGGGGCGGUGCAUGGGACGGUGUUUGCGGUGCCGGCGAGCAUGAAGGUGCUGGACGCCAUUCGCUGCAUGCAGCAGGCGGCUGUGGCUGCUGUCGCCGUGCUCGAGCCCACGCCCGAUGACAAACUCGACGACCCCAUGCUCACCUUUGGCCAAGGACGUUGCCUGGUGGGCACGUUGUCCGCUAGCGACCUGCGCGCCUGCAGUGAGGAGGCAGCGCUCACAGCACUUCCCCGUUUGACCGUUGGUGACUUCCUAGCCACUCUUUCUGUCGCUCAAGACGUCGGAAUUUCCGCCGCUUUCAGCCCGUACGCCCCUCCCCCCGCCCUUGCUACUCUUGCGUCAAACUCCCCGGCGUCGUCUCCCGCUCGCAUGUGCGAGGCGAGGUCCAUGGUUCCGAUUACUUGCCGAGAGCAUUCCCGGCUAGGCGUGGUUAUGUCCCAGGCGAUUGCUGGGCGCGUGCAUCGAGUGUGGGUGGUUGCGGAUGAUUCGUCAGGAAUUCUUAAACACCACGCCGGUCCAGAGCACGACAUUCUGCAAAUCCGCCGCUCGUCGUACCACGACGUCGUGCGCGUCGGCGAGCUCUCGCGACUUCUAGACCUGCACCACAUUCAGGUGUACGUGAUAAACAGCGCGAAAGUGGUUUUUAUUAAUCCGCGGCCGCAGUCUCGCGUGGUUAAAGGCGCGCCGUUCUUCUGCCGCACGUGCCACCGCACAUUGCUCGACGCCAGCCGAUACUGCUCCAUUGGCUGCAAGCUCGCCGCAUUGCGCCACGACCCCGCGCUCACAUUGCGCCCGCGGGGGGGAGGCACCGCGGAGCACGCAGCGCGGCCGGCUGCGGGACAUGGGCAUUUCGGGGCCAACGCGGGCGUUGACCGGCCGGCGCGGUCUGGGGACGGGUUAUCGGACGACGACUCAGGCACGUGGUCGGCGGGGCACCGGCGGAAGGAAGGGGGAAGCGAUUGGCGGAACGAGUGGCGCAAGCGCACAUUGCCCCCUCUGUUGAUGGAAGAUAACGACGCGGCGAGCUCGGGGGAGAGCGACGAGGGGCGCGGGGAGGAGGACGGGGACGAGGGGGUGUCCGCGGACUGGCGGAGGGGCGGCGGAGAGAAGGAGAGGAAGCGCGCGCGCUACGGCAAGGUGAAUGGCGCGGAGUCUCUGCGGUAUCCGGAGCUGGUUGGCGCGUCGUCCCCGGUGUUCUCCCCUGUGACUCCGCCGCUGGCGUAUCAACAUGAAGGCAGCACCGGCUCCCCCUGGCGCGCGCACAGGCGGAAGGGCGUUCCGCACCGUUCCCCCUUGUCUUGA